Mercenaria mercenaria is the source of this 2131-nucleotide messenger RNA. Its product is annotated as cholinesterase-like. Gene Ontology annotation, molecular function: acetylcholinesterase activity. Gene Ontology annotation, cellular component: plasma membrane. Bases 176 to 1918 code for a protein of 580 amino acids. The record is from RefSeq and is a predicted model, not a curated record. NCBI's taxonomy places the organism in Eukaryota, Metazoa, Mollusca, Bivalvia, Venerida, Veneridae. The transcript is spliced from 4 exons. Gene Ontology annotation, biological process: acetylcholine catabolic process; choline metabolic process.
UUCUUUUCCUGGACAUCUUGUUAAGGGAAGUAUCAGUACGAAAAACAAAUAUUUCAGGAUUUCCUGUACACACAGCACGUGCAAAUGGAUCACUUACUGCGAUAGGAGAAGAUAUUUGUGAAAAGUUUGAAACUGUGUUUCAUUUUUACGACAAAAUUUAUCAUUUUUAUUCAGAAUGAAAAACUGGAAAUGGGUUUCAAAAUGUACUCUAGUAUUUAUUGCAGUGCUGUUGAUAGGGUCAAAAGCACCUGCUUCACGGGUAGCGACAACUUCCGGUGAUAUUGAAGGAAUCACUAAUGUCAUUGAUGGAACCACAGUGGAUAUUUAUUUAGGAAUACCGUUCGCGAAACCACCUUUAGGAGAUCUUAGAUUUCGAGCACCGCAACCAGUUGAUAGGUGGAAGGAAGUGAAGAAGACUAAAACACAACCGAAUAGCUGCGUCCAGUCUAUUGACACAAAUUUUGGACAGUUCGAAGGGGUUGAAAUGUGGAACGCUAAUACAAAUAUUAAUGAAGAUUGUUUGUACUUAAAUUUAUGGGUUCCAAGAAUCGACAACAACACGAAGACAACACUGAUAUGGAUAUAUGGUGGAGGAUAUACGUCUGGGAGUAUCACGUUAGAUGUUUAUGACGGCAAACAGCUUGCCGCUAAACAGGGAAUAAUUGUAGUCUCAAUGCAGUACAGAAUGGGUGCAAUGGGGUUUCUUUACACGGGUACGAAAGACGCGCCGGGAAAUAUGGGCUUAUUAGAUCAACAACUUGCCAUGAGAUGGAUACAUGAUAAUAUCGAACACUUUGGGGGCAGUAGGGAUAACAUAACCUUGUUUGGUGAGAGUGCGGGAGCCGGAAGUGUGAGCCAUCAUGUAUUUUCUGAGUUGUCGUGGCCUUAUUUCAAUAAUGCCAUAAUGUUAAGCGGUUCCUCAUUCGCACCUUGGGCAAUAAAGAAUCCAGAAUCUUUAGUGAGUCGUACAAAAUCUCUCGCAAAAAUAUUGAACUGUCCUCAUGCCCACACGAAAGAUAUGAUCAAGUGUCUUUGCAGGAAGGACGCAAUGGAUAUUGAGAAAAACCAAUGGUUGUUGGAUGAUAAAUUUAGUCCAACUGUUGAUGGUACAUUUAUGCUUGAUUAUCCAUUCAAACUGUUAGAAUCUGAAAAAAUAAAAAGAACAAAUAUUUUAUUAGGCAACACAAAAGAUGAAGGAGAGUACUUUUUACAUUAUUUCUACCCUGACAUCUUUCCAGCCGGUUCGCUUUGGAACCCGGCUCCGCUAAAUAGAAGUCAAUAUCUGGAUGUCGUCUGCCGCAUUGGUGAUUGCCAAGGUGACCUUGACCGUAACGGAUUCCUGUACACGUACGAGCUAUCAUGUCUGCCUUCCAAAAGGGAAAUCUACAGGGAUAUUUUAGAUAAUAUAUUAGGGGAUUGGUACUUCAAGUGUCCUGUCAGAAGUCUUGCGAAAAAAUAUUCCAAACUAUCGGACACUAGGACAUACCUCUACUCGUUUGAAUACAGACAUUCAGCCAACCCUUGGCCAUCAUGGAUGGGUGCGCUACAUGGAUAUGAAAUAGAGAUUGUCUUUGGGCAGCCAUUUAAUCGUCAGUUGAAUUACAGUGACCUUGACCGCAAGGUCAGCGCCAAGGUGAUGGAUUUCAUAGCAACCUUUGCAAAAACAGGAAACCUGGAUGCACUUAAGGACGAAUGGCCAGAGUUCACGACAAACUCGGAGCAACAUAUCGUGUUUUCUCAGGACGGAAGCACACAUAUACGAGAAGGAUUUAGAACAAAAGAAUGUUCAUUCUGGGAGUACCUCUUGCCAAAGCUCAGACAAGAAACAUCAGACGUCAGAAGUAACGGCAUAUGUCGCAGUAUUUCCAUUGCAUUUGUUUGGUUAUCGGUUGCCAUUGCCACAGCUGUCACCAGAUGAUCCACUAUAAGCAAAGCGCAUUUCUACGGAACGCCAAAUUUACAGAAACCCUCUUUUUUUCAAUUUCUUCAAUAUGUAUUUUUAAUAAUAAAAAUACUGUUCGUUUUAUAAUCUGCACUUUGCAAGAUACGAAUGAGUGCAUGAGUGAUGUGUGAGAUUUAGCAUCGAUAGCAUUUGGCUUGGCUUUGUGUUAAAUUAAAUAUUGAAAAUAUA